This is a messenger RNA of Chaetomium globosum CBS 148.51, 165 nucleotides long. RefSeq lists its product as uncharacterized. Bases 1 to 165 code for a protein of 54 amino acids. The record is from RefSeq and is a predicted model, not a curated record. The transcript has 2 exons. NCBI's taxonomy places the organism in Eukaryota, Fungi, Ascomycota, Sordariomycetes, Sordariales, Chaetomiaceae.
AUGGCUCCGGGAGGGGCCGCAUACGCGACUCCGGUACCAAUGUUCGGUACUCGGAGAACGGACCGGGUACACGCAGCCGAAGUGCUUUGCAUGCGGCCUCCGGCGAUGGUAUGGAGUCCGGGGGGGGGAAUGGCCGGUCAGGUCAUUGACAAGAAGACGUUGUAA